Cyprinodon tularosa is the source of this 3971-nucleotide messenger RNA. RefSeq lists its product as uncharacterized. Gene Ontology annotation, biological process: DNA integration. The transcript has 2 exons. NCBI's taxonomy places the organism in Eukaryota, Metazoa, Chordata, Actinopteri, Cyprinodontiformes, Cyprinodontidae. The record is from RefSeq and is a predicted model, not a curated record. Bases 1 to 3867 code for a protein of 1288 amino acids. Gene Ontology annotation, molecular function: nucleic acid binding; zinc ion binding.
AUGAAUAUGACGGUAGGAAAUCUGUCAGCAUUUGACUCGAAGGAGCAGACUUGGGAAGAGUACUGCGAGAUUCUGGAUCAGUUCUUCGUUGCUAAUGAUAUUGAUGAUGGAGAUAAGCAACGAGCUAUCCUCAUUAGUGUGGUGGGACCAGCCACAUACAAGCUCAUAAGGAACCUGGUGAGUCCAGAUAAGCCCAGCACGAAAACAUAUAACCAAAUAGUGACUAUCAUGAAAGACCACUUCAAUCCCAAACCAAGCGAGAUCGUGCAGAGAUACAAAUUCGACUCUCGUGCCCGUCAGCCUAGUGAAACUGUGAGUGUAUACGUAGCUGAGCUGAGACGACUCGCUCAGGAUUGUAACUUCGGCACGACACUGGAGCAAAUGUUAAGAGACCGCCUCGUUUGUGGCAUCAAUGAUGAUAGGAUUCAAAGACGUUUGUUAUCUGAAACCGAUUUAACAUUUGAGAAGGCAUUUCAAAUUGCCGUAGCAGCCGAAGCCGCCAGUAGGAAUGUGCAGGACCUUCAAAAUAAAGCUCCGUUAGCUUGUAACAGCAUGAAGACGGAGGGAAAGGAGAGGAAGGGAGACUGGAAAAAGAAAGAGUGCUACAGAUGCCACGGAAAGCAACACAGUGCAGCCGAGUGCAAGUUUAAAGAAGCAAAGUGUCACGCCUGUGGAAAAGUAGGACACAUCGCCAAAGCCUGCCGAAAUAAAAAUAAAGGGAGCUCGCGGCCAGAUGAAAGGAAACCAAACAGAGAGGAGCGGCGCGCGCGUCCACAGAAAGCACACAAGGUGUGUGAGGGGCAGGAUGAUAGUUCAUCAGAGCAAGAAGAAGCCUUCACGUUAGCUUGCAUUAAAACAGAAACCUCAAUAAGGAGAAUUAAGCCAUUUGAAGUAAAAGAUGGAAAAAUUGUGGGAGUAGCAGAUGUGGAAGUAAUCUAUGGCCAGCAAGUGAAGACGUUACCCCUAGUGGUGGUGAAGGGUACUGGACCUAGUUUGCUGGGAAGAGCAUGGCUGGAGACACUGAAGCUUAAGUGGGAUGAAAUAAAACAUGUGAGAACAGAGACACAAGGGCUACAACAGGUACUUUCAAAACAUGAAGAUGUUUUUAAAGAAGAGUUAGGCAUGUUAAAAGGCAUGAAAGCAACCAUUCGAGUGUCAGCUGAAGCUUGUCCCAAGUUCUACAGACCCCGCUCAGUUCCGUAUGCCAUGAGAGCAAAAGUGGAAGAGGAGCUUGAGAGACUGCAGAGAGAGAGCAUCAUAACACCAGUAAAGUAUGCUGAGUGGGCUGCACCCAUCGUACCUGUCCUGAAGCCGGAUGGUUCUGUCCGGAUCUGUGGCGAUUAUAAAUUAACAGUCAACAGCGCUUCAUCUCUAGAGCAGUACCCCAUUCCCAGAGUGGAAGAUUUGUUUAAUAGUCUAGCAGGAGGGAAACAGUUUUCAAAGCUAGAUUUAAGUCAUGCUUAUCAGCAGAUUGUAAUGGAUGAAGAGUCCAAGAAAUACUUAACAAUUAACACACAUCGUGGCCUGUUUACCUACAAUAGGCUUGCCUUCGGAGUGUCAUCUGCUCCAGCAAUUUUCCAGAGAACCAUGGAAAGCUUGCUACAGGGUCUGCCUAGGGUAGCAGUGUAUUUAGAUGACAUACUUUUGACAGGGGAAGAUGAAGCUGAGCAUCUAAGUACGCUGGACGAGGUACUGAGGAGACUGAAAGAAGCAGGCUUGCGCCUUCACAGACGCAAGUGUGCAUUUCUGAGAAAUGAGGUGGAGUACUUGGGUCACAUUAUUAAUGCAGAAGGUCUGCACCCAGUGCAAAGCAAGAUAAAAGCCAUUGAAGAGGCUCCACAGCCGACCACCGUGACCGAGUUGAAGGCUUAUCUUGGUCUAUUGAACUACUAUAACAAGUUUCUCCCUAACCUAGCUACACAUUUAGCUCCUCUCCACCAGUUGCUGAAAAAAGGGGCCCAGUGGGCCUGGAAUAAGGAGCAGGAAGAUGCUUUUCGACUGUCAAAACAGAUGCUGAAAUCAGCUAAAGUCCUGAGUCACUACUCAGCGGAUAGAGAGUUGGUGCUGGCGUGUGACGCCUCACCAUACGGAGUGGGUGCCAUAUUGUCCCAUAUCAUGGAAGAUGGCAGUGAAAAACCCUUAGGUUUCAUGUCCCGCACGCUAACACCAGCUGAGAAGAGAUACUCACAACUGGAUAAAGAGGGCUUAGCUAUCAUGUUUGGAAUAAAGAGAUUCCAUAAAUACAUCUAUGGUCGAAUGUUUACGAUCAGCACGGACCACAAACCACUGAUCUCACUUUUCCACGAGAAGAAGCCCGUUCCUCAGAUGUGUUCACCAAGAGUGCAAAGAUGGGCAACCCUACUCCGGGCAUACGAGUACAAAAUAAUUUACAAACCAGGAAAAGAGCAUGCAAAUGCAGACGCACUGAGCAGGUUGCCGCUGCCACAUACUGAAGAAGAAGAAGAGACAGCACAAGUCCUUCUGCUGGAUCUGAUGGAAGAUCCGCCUAUCACAUCAGUUCAGGUGAAGCAGUGGACAGCCAAAGACGAAACACUGUCGCAAGUGUUACUCUGGUGCAUGAAAGGUUGGCCAAAAGAAGUGGACACAGUGUUCAAACCCUACUCUAAAAAGAAACUAGAAUUGAGUGUGAAAGAUGGGUGUGUCCUCUGGGGGUCAAGAGUGGUCGUUCCGAAGAAAGGAAGGAGCGUCAUACUGAAACAGCUGCACGCCACGCACCCAGGGAUGUCCAGGAUGAAAGGUUUAGCACGCUCAUAUGUGUGGUGGCCAGGAAUGGAUUCUGAUGUCGAGAAGGAAGUUCAGUCCUGCCACACAUGCCAAGAAAAUAGGAAGUGUCCUGCAGGGGCGCCACUUCAUCCAUGGGAGUGGCCAGAAACACCCUGGAGCAGGCUGCAUAUUGAUUAUGCAGGUCCUUACCUUGGAAAGAUGUUCCUGAUAGUAGUGGAUGCACAUUCCAAAUGGAUUGAUGCCUACCCAACAAACACUGCAACAAGUCAGGUGACUAUUGAAAAGCUGAGACAGUGCUUUAGCAUACAUGGUCUUCCCCAGACAAUAGUAUCUGACAAUGGAACAUGCUUUACCAGUCAAGAGUUUGCAACAUUCCUGAAGCAGAAUGGAAUACAGCAUAAAACAUCCGCACCUUUCCACCCCGCAUCGAACGGACUAGCGGAAAGAGCUGUUCAGACAUUCAAACAGGGAAUUAAGAAAACAAAAGGAGAUACACUGGAAACAAAAAUAGCCAGGUUUCUGUUCAACUACAGAAUUACACCACAAAGUACGACUGGCUUGUCACCCGCUGAAAUGCUCAUGUCCAGAAGACUGCGUUCUACACUGGAUCUUUUGCUGCCAGAUGUGAAGUCAAAGAUUCGUAAGAAACAACUCAAACAAAAAGAACAUCACGACAUACACAGUAAGUGGAGAAGUUUUGCACCUGGAGAUGAUGUAUAUGUCCGUAACUACAGCUAUGGACCAAAGUGGAUACCAGCAGUAGUGGAUGAGAACACUGGACCCGUAUCCUAUACAGUGCAGGCUGGAGAUGGACGUGUGAUGAGACGUCACGUCGACCAGAUUCGUAAGCGUCAAGCAUCAUCAAACGAGAUGUCCAGUCAUGAGGUGGAAGGAGAGCCUGUCAGCCUGCAGUUGCCAGAGCAGGCAGUGGAGGUCGUGCCUGCAGACCCAGGUGUUCCAACUUCAGUGGGAGGGGAAAUGACUGAGCAGCCUGCUGAGUCAACCCAGGUUCAUCCUCCAGCUGAACUUUCGCUAGGGACAGAAGCCCAAAAGACACCUGUGCUGCGAAGAUCUGCACGCACCAGACAGACUCCUGCUUAUCUGAGAGACUUUGUUAAUUAGAAUUCAUAUCCUUCAAGAAAGAGUCAGAACAUGCUCUGGGACAUGCAUGGGAAGGUUUGGCAGUUUACCCAACCUUCCUAGUUUAAAAAAAAAAAAAAAAAAAA